GCGCAAUGAAUUGUUUAAUUUGUCAUGGAUAUAUUUUACAUUCAUUCCUGGAUGGAGUCAAUGGACACACCCGGCCUGUUUGAAGACGCGUAAUAUACACGGAGAGAAAGCGCCUGUCUGAUAACCACUGAGGUCAUGGAUUUCCCAGGACACUUUGAGCAGAUAUUUCAACAGCUGAACUUCCAGAGGUUGCAUGGACAGCUAUGUGACUGCGUGAUCAUGGUAGGCAGCCGUCAUUUUAAGGCCCACCGCGCUGUGCUCUCAGCUUGCAGCACACAUUUCCGAGCUUUGUUCACCGCUGCUGAUGGAGAUGCUAGCACGAGGAUGAUCCACCUGGACUCUGAGGUGGUGACAGCUGAAGCGUUUGCUGCGCUUAUGGACAUGAUGUACACAUCCACGCUAAUGCUAGGGGAGAGUAAUGUAAUGGAUGUCUUGUUGGCCGCUUCUCAUCUGCAUCUUAACGCCGUGGUGAAAGCUUGUAAGCACUACCUUACUACCCGUACUCUGCCCAUGUCUCCUCCAGCAGAGCGUGGUAGCCAGCAUCACUCCGAGCAGCAGCAGGUACCAGCUAACUCUCAUCUACAACGUUCGUUUUUGCUGCAGCAGCUUGGCCUGAACAUUGUAAGCUCCGCCCUGAGUGGAACUGAAGAUGGGGGAUCAGGGGCCGGGAGGAGAACGGGUAUGGGGUGCGCGAGCGGGUUGGUAGAUCAGCGUGGUUCUCACCCGACAAGACGUUUCCUGAAGCGUAAACAGCCCUUGGGCCUGAUGACUUCUGAACGGAUGCGACCGCGUAUUUCUUCACAGGUAGAUGGAAUUGUGGCAGAGGGAGAGGUCAGAGAUGGUGGAGAGGAGCUUUUUUCACCGGACUCCCAUAGUAAAAUUGUGGAUGAAGUCGUCGCUGGGGGCAUUCCUGGGGAUGGUUUGCUAGAGCAAAAUGACUAUCGAAGAGGACUGACGCAUGAGGACAUGCAGCUUCCCAGCCAGUCGGAUGGGGGCAGGGGAGCCGGAGCAGAAAAAGCAUUGCUGUUGCCGCGUAAAGAGGAGUAUCCGGAUGUGGGGCACCACCGUGUUGAUGGAAUGAAGAUAAAGAAUGGAGGUGGGGAGGAGGAGCAACAGCAGGACAUGCAAGUUGUGGUGAAGAGUGAGCCGCUGAGUUCACCCGAGGCUGUGGAUGAGACAAGUGAUGUUACUUCCCAAGCAGAAGGAAGUGAUCAGUUUCCUCAGGUGGGGGCAGUUGGCGAAAAGCUGGAGCUGAGUCCUGAGGGCAGCGACCGUAGCUUUUCCGACCCCCAGCCCAGCUCUGGAUUAGGAGGAUUAAACAAAGGAUUAGGAGCGGGAGAGAGAGACGGAAGAGUGGAGCAGCUCUCCUGCAGCGAUGCUUUAGAUUCCUCCGGAUUACACAUCUCCAGUUUCUUGGGUGCGAAGAGCUUUGCCGGCAGAGCGGCGUCCUCUAACCUUGCCGGUAGCAUUGACAACGUUCCCAACACCACAACUGGAGAUUUUCAGGCGGACCACGAUUCCUCUCGCUUUUUCUUCUCAGCCGAUUCAGUCAACGCUGCAUCUUCCUCAUCACUGCACCUCCUGACGGGGGAGGCGCAGGUCUGCUCCGACCUGCAGCCAGAGUCUCUCCUGCGGUCUGCGCAUGAUGGAAUAGCGUCGUCCUCUUCGUUAACGUCUCGUGGUGGAUCAGUGGACCAGCUUGCGUUGGAGUUCCAACGCAACAUUUUGGGAUUGCAGACCCUCCCUCGGUCAACCAGGGGUGGGGCCGGAGGAUGCAACACGUACCGACGUAUUGCUCCCAAGGUUUCAGCGGGAGGUGCUUCAAUGCACAUGGAGUGUGCUCAGCAGCAAGAUGCUGCUUCCUCUUCCUCCUCAAUGCUUCUGAAUGGGGUAAACUUCGAUUCUUCUCUUUCUGUAGGUCAAAACGCUGCCAACUCCAAUUUGAACCCGUUACCCCAGUUAACCAGGGCUUCUGCGGAUGUCCUAUCGAAGUGCAAGAAAGCCCUUUCGGAGCAUAACGUACUAGUGGUGGAGGGAGCAAGGAAGUAUGCCUGCAAGAUCUGCUGUAAGACUUUCCUCACUCUCACAGACUGCAAGAAACACAUCAGAGUUCAUACCGGGGAGCGACCGUAUGCCUGUCUGAAAUGUGGCAAACGCUUUAGUCAGUCCAGUCACUUGUACAAGCACUCGAAAACAACCUGCUUACGAUGGCAAGGCAACGAUAUGUCUAAUGCCCUGCUCUAAUUUCCAGGCACUGCCAACACCAUCUUAAGAUGGCCGGCAAAACCAUUUAGUUUGCACCACGCUAACUUGAUUGUAUACAAAGACCUGUGCAACACAGUAUUACAUCUUGACACCUGCUUGGUGGUAUAUGAUGUGUAAAGAUAACCAGAUGUAUUCAUUCAAGUAGUAGCUCUUUAAACGGUUUCAUCUCUGUAGAGCUCUUGUUAAAGGCAUAGUUCACCAAAAAAUUAAAAUGAGCCCAUAUUUUUGCUGCCCAUUAAGCCAUUUUAGGUGUGUAUGGCUUUUUUCUUUCAUCCAAACACAGUUGGAGUUAUAUUAAAUUAAAUAAUAUCCUCUUUUCAGCUUUAUAAUAGCAUUGGAUAGUGCCCCGUUUUUAAUGCUACAAAAAGUGCACCCAAAAACUGAUCCAUACAGUUAUUAAAUAUCUUCCGAAUUAAAGUUGUGGGUUUUUGUAAUGUUGGGUCAGAAGCCUCCAGCCUGACCUCAACUAUCUUGUGAACAUGCAUAUGGCCAUAGUCUGUAAAGUAUGAAAUAUAAAUAUUACCUUAGAAAACCCAUCACUUUAAAUCGGAAAACAUUUAAUAACUUUGGAUUAGUUUUUGAUGGAUGAAUGCACUUUUGGGUGAACUAUUCCUUUAACAUGCUUAGUAACUUUAAAAAAAAUACUGUGUUGUUGAUCAUUUAAUUAAGCUGUUAAAUUCAUUUAAGUGACCAAAUGUGUCAAAAAUGAAAAGAUGAAAGACACCUGCUUUAAGUGUCUCAAGCAGGUGCUGAAAUGAUCCUAGCUUUUUUCCAAAUAAAUUGUGGCCUUUAGCCAAACCCUCUGUGUUUGACAGAGGUUAUAUUUAUACAGUAAUCUGUUGUAUAAUAUUAAAGUGUUUUAGCCUCUCUAAAAGCUGAUCCCAAGCAUCAAAAGGAAACAGACAGUUGCUUUUACGUUUUCCGUCUUUUACUUUCUUUUCCAAAAUCAGUGAGCUUGCUUUGCUGUAGAAUUUGACCAAAAUGAGGCAUGCUUUGCUUUCUAGUUAGUAUUGUAAGGCAUCCUAUAGGUAUAAUUUUAAGUAGGCAGCUUGCAAGGUUUUGGAACAAGGCUAUAUAGUUUUUAAAAUUAUUAAAGUAAACAUGACCAUAUCAGAAUUGACAAAUAGCCUUGUUACCUAAUCUAAAAAAUAUUUAGGGUAGGUUAUGCUUUUCCCAUAUUAGCUAAAACAUGUUCCUAAUAAUGAAAUUCAUAUUGAAGACAUUAAGAAAAACAAAUUUGUAGCUCUUUUAAAUUUACAAAUUUACAUUUAGUAAAGGCUGUUAAUGUCAAUGUCCCUUCCAGAGGACAAUAAGAAUGGUUAUGUAAAAUUUGUACCUUACAACAUUAAGGCUUUAAUGUUUUGAUUUGUGGGUUAAAAAAUGAACCAUGUUUACUGUGCUGUAAAUGCACAGAUGAUGUUCAGUCAUUGUAUUUGUGAUUAAAUAUGGAAACUAUUUAGAGUUGUUUGUAACAUAACGGUCAUGUUCUAGUGUUUUGUGAGAAUUGUUGUCUUGUAUGUUGUGUUUGAUACUGUAUUGAGGGAUGUUUGUAUAUAUUUGUUCACAAGAUUUAAAAGCUGCUUUUAUCAACACAUUCCGACCUGUAAAAAAGCUACUUUUAUCAUUUGUCGUCUUUUAUCGGAUUGUAUUAAUAACUUGUUACAGCUGUUGACAAUGUGGUAUAUAUUGUGCCAAUUGAAAUCUUGUUAGAUUGUAUCAACUUAAAGGUUAUAAUUAUGGUAAUUCAUAACCUCAUACUUGACCAAAAAGUUACAUCUGACAUUGGAAAUUCUUUAUGGCUUUAGAUUGUACGACUGUGCCUGUGUGUUUUGUAACAUCAAUGUUUAUUUAACUGUUUGUAGGACGUAUAACAAAAUAGACUGUAUCAAAAUGUCAACAUCACUUUCGCAUUGAUUUUCAGAUAAAAGUUGACCUUAAAUGUAUUGUACAUGUUACGUGUUAACUGUAUAAAUAAAUUCAACUGUAAAAUGAGAAAAAAACGUAACAAAAAA
Messenger RNA from Paramisgurnus dabryanus, 4277 nucleotides. It is a transcript of the gene zbtb5, whose product is annotated as zinc finger and BTB domain containing 5. Gene Ontology annotation, biological process: regulation of transcription by RNA polymerase II. The record is from RefSeq and is a predicted model, not a curated record. Gene Ontology annotation, molecular function: protein binding; RNA polymerase II cis-regulatory region sequence-specific DNA binding; DNA-binding transcription factor activity, RNA polymerase II-specific. NCBI's taxonomy places the organism in Eukaryota, Metazoa, Chordata, Actinopteri, Cypriniformes, Cobitidae.